UCAGGGUCAGUGAGUGGUGAGAGAGGACCAGAGAGAUCUGGGCUGCCCAAAAGGUCACCACCUCAAGAGACUGGCAGGACAGGAUACCUCACCUCUCCUGUGCAAGGUAGGAACCACCCUGGAAGAAGGAACCAAACAGCAUCAUUGGCGCACUAGCAAACUGAUAUUUGGGGCAUUGCUCAAAUGUGUGGACAUGGAGGACGAGCUAUGAGGACAUGUCCCAUUAAAACAACUCCUAAGACAGCAGCCUUGAGUAGAGCACAUCACCAGAAUGAACUGGAAGUAUCUGGGUUUGCAGUGAGAAAGCAGCAGAAAGGAGCAGAAAGAAAUGAGGUGAGGACGGGACUGCGAGCAAGUCUGGGGUCGCAAACAAGGAGACUGUGGAGACAGCAGCUACAGUGAAGUUCAAUCAAGAAGACUUCUCACUCUUCACCAGGAGAGUAGGAGAGGUGCCUUCCAGGCAAGACUGUCCAUCAAAGGCUGCAGUGGUAAAAAGGAUGCAAAAUACAGGAGUUACAGGGUCAUGGAGGCUUGUACCAAGGUUCUGGAAACAUGCUGAGCCAGAUAAUGUGUAGCAAGGUUGAAUUCCCUGCAAGAAGGACCUGACAGAGAGAGUAUGAAGCUAAGAAGAUGAAGCCUUAUUUGCUGGUACCAUGGAAUGUCUGUGGAGAAAACCUGCAUGGAUGGGGGGUAAUGAACUCAAAAGAGAUGCUAUAUGUGCUGCAGGUGACAGACCUGGACCAGAGGAGGGAAACACACCCAACACUGUUUCUGCCAGACUUAAAGAGAACUACACAUAGAAAUAGGAUGGCAGGAGGAAGAAGGGAGCAUGUGACUGCCAGCCUGCGGAAGACCUUUGGAAUGGCAGACACAAGUCCCUUUUGCAGAACCGACCAGCACAGGAUAGAUUUGAGAAAUAGCAUGUGAGUCUCUGUGAAGGAGCUCUUAACAACGCCUGCCAUCUUUGAAGGGCUCGGUCAGUAGAGCUACCUGCCUCUAUGCACUAGUGAAGCUGGCUAACGACCAACAGACCCAGCCAUCAGAAACACAUCAGGGCUCCAAGAUCUACAAAUGGACUCAUCCUUGGCAAUCCCAGAAUUCUGGAAUCUUCCUAAAUAAAAUGUGUUGGCUCAGAGAGGGGUUUUAAAAAAAUCCCAGAAGCAGCAUUGGGAGAAGCCUUUUCUGUGGGUGGCCAGAAACAUCUGGUCCUGAAGACACAGCUCAGUCUUCACCUGGACUUAUGACCCGAGGCCCUGCUUCCCUCCUGCCCACUGAGUUCCACAAGAUGGGCUCCUUCCGCCGUCCUAGACCACGAUUUAUGAGCUCCCCCGUGCUCAGUGAGCUGCCCCGCUUCCAGGCUGCUCGGCAGGCUCUGCAGCUGAGUUCCAACUCUGCCUGGAACAGUGUGCAAACAGCUGUGAUCAACGUUUUCAAAGGGGGCGGCUUGCAGAGCAAUGAGCUGUAUGCUCUGAACGAGAACAUCAGGCGGCUGCUGAAGAGUGAACUUGGAUCCUUCAUUACAGACUAUUUCCAGAACCAGCUUCUUGCAAAAGGACUGUCCUUCGUGGAGGAGAAGAUCAAGGAGUGUGAAGGUGAUAGUCGAAUUGAGGUUCUGGCUGAAGUCUGGGACCACUUCUUCACCGAGACUCUCCCCACCCUACAGGCAAUAUUUUAUCCGGUUCAGGGACAGGAGCUGACCAUCCGCCAGAUCUCCCUGCUGGGCUUCCGGGACCUGGUCCUGCUGAAGGUGAAGCUGGGUGACUUGCUACUAUUGGCACAGUCCAAGUUGCCCUCGUCCGUUAUACAAAUGCUGCUCAUUCUGCAGAGUGUUCACGAGCCCACAGGCCCAAGUGAGGGCUAUUUGCAGCUGGAGGAGCUGGUGAAGCAGGUGGUGUCUCCCUUCCUUGGCAUCAGUGGGGACCGCAGCUGCACAGGCCCCACGUACUCACUGGCCAGGAGGCAUUCCAGGAUCCGGCCCAAGGUGACUGUCCUCAACUAUGCCUCUCUGAUGACCUCAGUUGGACGGCCACUGAAUGAGAUGGUCCUGACUCCGCUAACAGAGCAGGAAGGAGAGGCGUACCUGGAGAAGUGUGGGAGUGUUCGGCGACACACAGUGGCCAAUGCCCAUUCGGACAUCCAGCUGCUGGCCAUGGCCACCAUGAUGCACUCGGGGUUAGGGGAGGAGGCUGACAGUGAGGACAAGCACCUGCUCCUGCCACCCAGCUUCCCACCGCCACACCGCCAGUGCUCCAGUGAGCCCAGCAUCCCCGAUAGCCCUGAUGAACUGGAACUAGAAGAUGGAGCAAGUGGCAGCCAGGAAGACUCCGAGAUGAACUGUGCUUCCCUCAGCUGAGCUGACAUCUCCAGGAUUUCUCCCUACUUUGUAGCCAGGAUGUAUCUAUGUGGAUGUAUCUCCUCCAUGGAUCACCAAGGGGCUCUUGCUUUGAGUGGCACUGCCUUAUUUCUUAGGGUACAAGCCAAGUCUCCAAUGCCUCUGGGAAACAGGUGUAAACCUCCCCACCGUGGUGUCUGUGACUAGCUCCUCAUGCUACUGUUCUCCUGACUUCCAGCCUCACCUGCUUCACCUGGAUCCUCUUCUCUGGGCCCUUCCCAUCCUAUUGGACUGGCUGAUGCUGCUAGUAUAUAAUGCUCUGGCAUUACUGUCGCAGAAGCUUGGACCACACAUGAUUAUCUAGAAAGUGCCAGCCCUUGCUGUUCCCCUAGUGAUCCAUGAGGCAGAAGCCAAGGGGUAGAAGGAGUAGUAGAGGGUCUGUAUUACAUGGAAGUCAACUGUAGCCCAUGCCACACGUGGUCCUAGGAAUGUGGCCUUAUCACUUACUUUAACUGCAGUUCCUUGAAAGCAUUAUCCUACUCGUGGGUGAGGGUCCAUCCUUACAUAUAUGUCCAGAUGUCUUGUGCUGUCUACACAAAGGGCUUUAGCCUAGCAGAAUUUCUGUCUUGGACUCAGCCUCUAGGAAUGAACCUUCUCAGUCACUGGUGCCUUACUCCUGUAGUUUCAGGAACUGACCACUUUCCUGUUGUGUAUAAGACAGCAACUGACCUAGUCUGUACCUGGAUUUCACUUGAAUUUGUAAAACAUGUAUUGUUUAAAAAAAAAAUGGCCAUGAAUAUUUGCACAUAGGACCUUGCACUGCUCAUUUCCAGUGGAGUGUUUGCAGACUAAACACAGUGGGCCCCUUCAAAAAUGAUGAAAUAGCUCAGAACAAAAGGCUCAGUAGUGGACAGGACUCACAUACCUCAGAGCUCUGGGGGAGCCAGACCUGUGUCUGGAAUGACCUGUGUUCUAAGUGUCUUGGCUUCCAGGGAGGCUGUGCUGGAGCAAGAAGACUGCCUGUUGAGCAGAGAAGUAGAGUGACUGGAAUGUGUCUGGGCUUUUACUUGGACAGAAAGACAUGGGCAUGUGGGCAUGUUUUAUUUGGAGGGACAUUUAUUCUCUGAGAUUACGGAAGUACGCAGAAAUGUCUGGGAUUCCUGUCAUGUCUGUCUCAUGAUGCUAUUUAGGCAGCUUGCUUAGUUACUGUGCUAGGUCCUUAUUAAUGUUCUCUUCAGGUUGGGGAAGGGGAACGUUUUUUGUCUAUGUUGAAUCUCUGACUUCCUCUUUUUUUUGUUUUGUUUUUCAAGGCAGGGUUUCUCU
This is a messenger RNA of Onychomys torridus (southern grasshopper mouse), 3655 nucleotides long. RefSeq names its product proline rich 5 like (gene Prr5l). Gene Ontology annotation, biological process: TORC2 signaling. Gene Ontology annotation, cellular component: TORC2 complex. Bases 1241 to 2353 code for a protein of 370 amino acids. The record is from RefSeq and is a predicted model, not a curated record. The transcript has 16 exons. Lineage: Eukaryota; Metazoa; Chordata; Mammalia; Rodentia; Cricetidae.